AUGUCCAAUUUGUAUACUCGCGAUGGCAUCUCAACAGUUGACCCGCCCCUGUCCCAGGCGGUCGGCUACGUGGUUGUAGUUGUGAUUGGAAUUAUCAUUGCUUUUAUCAUGAUGCUUGUUACGAAAGUGCUGAAGAAGACAGCAGGAGAAGAUAAUAAGAAGACAGAGAUGUUUAUGACAGCAAAUCGAACAGUUCGGACGGGUCUUACAGCAUCCGCUGUGAUAUCGUCUUGGCUAUGGUCUACUGCACUCCUAGGCUCUUCAUUUGUCGGUUAUAGCUAUGGUAUCGCCGGCCCCUUCUGGUUCGCUGCUGGCUGCAGCCCCAUGAUCGUGUUUUUUGCUCUACUUGGAAUCUCCUGUAAACGAAAGAUUCCCGAGGCACAUACAUCUUUGGAGAUUGUUCGCAUUCGCUACGGCCGAGUCGCUCAUGUAGUAUUCAUGGUCCUUUGUCUUGUUAACAACAUCUUCGCCUGCGCAAAUAUGCUACUCGGAGCUUCCGCCGUUAUUACUGCCGUCUCUGGAAUGCAUAUUAUUGCUUCUACCUUCCUAUUACCCGUCGGAGUAACAAUCUAUACGUUUGUCGGAGGAAUUAAAGCAACUUUCUUGACUGAUUAUUUCCACACCGCAAUUAUCUUGAUAAUCGCAUGCUACUUUUCCAUCAAGGCGUUCUCAACCGACCAAGUUGGCUCAAUCGAGAACUUGUUUGAUCUAGUGCAAGCAGCGGCCCAGCGACAUCCAGUUUCUGGAAACUAUGAGGGUACCUACCUUACUAUGACAUCAAAGAGCGCGAUUCUAUUUGCUAUCCUUCACACCUGCUCCAACUUUGGACUGGUAAUUAUGGAUACCAGCUAUUUCAUCAAGGCCUUCUCGGCAAAGCCAUCAUCGGUGGUACCGGGAUAUACAAUUGGUGGAAUCGCUUAUUUUGCCAUCCCUUGGGCGCUAGGUACUGUGAUGAGCUCUGUGGCUCUUGGUCUUGAGAACCAGUCAAACUUCCCAACUUUCCCUCGGAGAAUGACAUCUUCGGAGGUCAGCAGUGGUCUUGUACUCCCCUAUGCUGCGAUCACAAUUGCAGGGAAAGGUGGAGCCGCGGCUGUGCUCUUGAUCAUUUUCAUGGCUGUAACUUCAACUCUCUCGGCACAAGUCAUUGCAGUCAGCUCGAUCCUCAGCUUCGAUGUUUAUCGCGAAUAUUUCAAGAAAUCUGCGACCGACAAGGAUUUGAUUCGGUCCAGUCAUUUCGGUGUGGUAUUCUUCGCUGCAUUUUCAGCCGGCUUCAGUACAAUGCUUCACUAUGUCGGUAUUGACCUUGGUUGGACUUUGUACAUGCUUGGUGAGAGACAUUCCUCAUAUUCAGUAUUUGAAAAGAACGCUAAUAUCGAGGUAGGAGUUGUUACUUGUCCUGGCAUUUUCCCGAUGGUUUUCACCGUUCUGUGGCGUAAACAUAGCAAGGCAGCGGCCAUUCUGUCACCCGUUCUUGGUUUGGCCACUGGGCUUGCUGUCUGGCUGGGCACUGCCUCUCGCUUUUUUGGUGAAGUAUCCGUUGCAACGACGGGCGAAAUCCUACCGUGUGUCUACGGCACAGUAGCCUCCUGCUUCUCGCCAAUUUUGUACUCGGUCGUCAUCACUCUUAUCAACCCCCAGAACUAUGACUGGGCCGACUUCAAAAAAGAAAAACUUGCAUUGGAAAAGUUGGACAGUGAACUAACCACCGUUCAUCAUGACGAGCCCUCUAGCCAAAACAUGACCGGCAGCAUCGAGGAGGGUGGCGUACACAGUGCCUCCGCGGAGGCGCAAGAGCUGAAGCGAUGGGGCCGUAUCGCCGCCUUUUGGUCUGUCGCAACAUUCUUGGGUCACUGGGUAAUCUGGCCGUUGCCAAUGUAUGGUUCGCAUUACGUUUUUGGAAAGAAGUUCUUCUUUGCCUGGGUUGUCGUUGCCAUCAUCUGGCUAUGGGGUACCAUGCUUGUUGCAAUUUUUGCACCAUUACUAGACGGCGGCAUACAACAGAUUCUUCAGGUCUAUCAUGGCCUCACUGGAAAAGAUCAUGUUUCUGGGACUUCUAAUGGUAGCAAAGAAGUUGCAGUUGCGAGUACCCCCGCUUCACAAUCUGAAGGGUCUGUCAACGAAGGGAAGGAGGUCGCAGGCGGGAAAUUAUGA
This is a messenger RNA of Penicillium waksmanii, 2151 nucleotides long. Its product is annotated as sodium:solute symporter family protein. Gene Ontology annotation, cellular component: plasma membrane. NCBI's taxonomy places the organism in Eukaryota, Fungi, Ascomycota, Eurotiomycetes, Eurotiales, Aspergillaceae. The record is from RefSeq and is a predicted model, not a curated record. The coding region runs from base 1 to 2151 and encodes 716 amino acids. Gene Ontology annotation, molecular function: urea transmembrane transporter activity. Gene Ontology annotation, biological process: urea transmembrane transport. The transcript is spliced from 11 exons.